Molecule: messenger RNA, 2890 nt
Organism: Carlito syrichta (Philippine tarsier)
Lineage: Eukaryota; Metazoa; Chordata; Mammalia; Primates; Tarsiidae
Gene: TLR4
Product: toll like receptor 4
Exons: 3
Coding region: 237-2738 (833 amino acids)
Biological process (GO): immune response; defense response to Gram-negative bacterium; toll-like receptor signaling pathway
Cellular component (GO): membrane
Molecular function (GO): transmembrane signaling receptor activity; lipopolysaccharide binding; protein binding
Source: RefSeq, a predicted model, not a curated record
UAACUUCCUCUCCUGUGACAGGGAAGAUAAAUAUUAGCGAAACAAAAGCCCAGAAUGCUAAGGUUGCCACUCUCACUUCCUCUUGCCCCUUAACCCAGAACUGCUUUGAAUACAGUAAUUGGUGUGGGGCACCGGCCAGGAGAGAAGACACCAGUGCCUCAAAGACUCUGCUUGGUCAGGUGGCUACAGUGCACCAUGUUUUCAAAGGACCACUGCUGUUCACAGAAGAUGCCAGGAUGAUGUCUCCCACACGCCUGGCUGGGACUCUCGUCCCAGCCAUGGCCUUCCUCUCCUGUCUGAAACCCGAAACCUGGGAGCCCUGUGUAGAGGUGGUUCCUGACAUUACUUACCAAUGCAUGGAGCUGAAUCUCUACAAAAUCCCCGACAACAUCCCCUCCUCAACCAAGAACCUGGACCUGAGUUUUAACCCCCUGAGGCACUUAGGCAGCCAUAGCUUCUCCAGUUUCCCAGAACUGCAGGUGCUGGAUCUAUCCAGGUGUGAAAUUCAGACUAUUGAAGAUGCUGCAUAUCAGAGCCUAAACCACCUCUCCACCUUGAUAUUAACAGGAAACCCUAUCCAAAGUUUAGCCCUCAGAGCCUUCUCUGGACUAUCAAGUUUACAGAAGCUGGUGGCUGUGGAGACUAACCUAGCCUCUCUAGAGAACUUCCCCAUUGGACAUCUCAAAACCUUGAAGGAGAUUAAUGUGGCUCACAAUCAUAUCCAUUCUCUCAAGUUACCUGAAUAUUUUUCUAACCUGACCAAUCUGGAGCACUUGGAUCUUUCCAAUAACAAGAUACAAAAUAUUUAUCAUAAAGACUUGCAGGUUCUACAUCCAAUAUCCCUAAUCAACCUUUCCUUAGACUUGUCCUUGAACCCUAUAGACUUUAUCCAAUCUGGUGCCUUUAAAGAUAUUAGACUCCAUAAACUGACUUUGAGAAGUAAUUUCAAUAGUAUGAAUGAAAUGAAAACUUGUAUUCAAGGUCUGGCUGGUUUAAAAGUCCAUCAGUUCGUUCUGGGAGAAUUUAGAAAUGAAAGGAACAUGGAAGACUUUGAUAUAUCUGUCCUGAAUGGACUGUGUAAUUUAACCAUUAAAGAAUUCCGGUUUGCAUGCUUAUACCACGACUUCAGUGAUGCUACUGACUUAUUUAAUUGUUUGGCAAAUGUUUCUACAAUUUCCCUCAUUCAUUUGAAUUUGGAUCGGCUAGAAGGUCUUCCUAAUAAUGUAAGAUGGCAAUCUUUAGAAUUAGUUACAUGUAAACUUGAACAAUUUCCUACAUUGGAAAUCCCCUCUCUCAAAAGAUUUAUUUUCACUGCCCACAAAAGUGGGUACACUUUUGCAGAAUUUAAGCUACCAAGUCUUGAGUUUCUCGAUCUCAGUAGAAAUGGCUUGAAUUUCAAGGGUUGCUGUUCUCACACUGACUUUGGGACAACCAAACUGGAGCAUUUAGAUCUGAGCUUCAAUGCAGUUAUUACCAUGAGUUCAAACUUCCUGGGUUUAGAACAACUAAAAUAUCUGGAUUUUCAGCAUUCCCAUUUGAAACAGACUAGUGAUUUUCCAGUAUUCCUAUCCCUCAAAAACCUACUUUACCUUGACAUUUCUUAUACUAAUAUUCUAGUUGCCUUUCGUGGCAUCUUCAAUGGCUUGUCCAGUCUCCAAACCUUGAAAAUGGCUGGCAAUUCAUUCCAGGGCAACCUCCUUCCAGAAAUCUUCACAAACCUGAGUCACUUGACCUUCCUGGACCUCUCUGAGUGUCAACUGGAGCACGUAUCUCAGGAAGCAUUUAAUUCACUCCUCAGACUUCAGUUACUAAAUAUGAGCAACAAUCACCUCGUUUCUUUGGAUUUAUGUCCUUACCAGCAUCUUAAGUCACUCCAGGUUCUGGAUUACAGUUUCAAUCGCAUAGUGACUUCAAAAAAGCAAGAACUACUGCAUUUACCAAGUAGUCUAACUUUCUUAAAUCUUACUCAGAACGCCUUUGCUUGCACUUGUGAACACCAAAGUUUUCUGCAGUGGGUCAAGGACCAAAGACAGCACUUGGUGCAAGUUGAACAAAUGGUAUGUGCAACACCUUUAGAUAUGCAGGAAAUGUCUGUGCUGAGUUUUAGGAAUGCCACUUGUCAGAUGAGCAAAACCAUCAUUAGUGUGUCAGUGCUCAGUGUGCUUGUGGUAUCUUUUGUAGUAGUUCUGGUCUAUAAGUUCUAUUUCCACCUGAUGCUUCUUGCUGGCUGCAAAAAGUACGGUAGAGGUGAAAGCACCUAUGAUGCUUUUGUUAUUUACUCAAGCCAGGAUGAAGAUUGGGUAAGGAAUGAGCUAGUAAAGAAUUUAGAGGAAGGGGUGCCCCCAUUUAAGCUCUGCCUGCACUACAGAGACUUUAUUCCUGGUGUGGCCAUCGCUGCCAACAUCAUCCAGGAAGGUUUCCACAAAAGCCGGAAGGUGAUCGUUGUGGUGUCUCAGCACUUCAUCCAGAGUCGCUGGUGCAUUUUUGAGUAUGAGAUUGCUCAGACCUGGCAGUUCCUGAGCAGUCACGCUGGUAUCAUCUUCAUUGUCCUGCAGAAGGUGGAAAAGUCUUUGCUCCGGCAGCAGGUGGAGCUGUACCGUCUUCUCAGCAGGAACACUUACUUAGAGUGGGAGGACAGUGUCUUAGGGCGGCACAUCUUCUGGAGACGACUCAGAAAAGCCCUGCUAGAUGGUAAACCAUGGAGUCCAGAAGGAACAGCGGAUGCAGAAUGCAACUAAAAAGAAGCAGCAACUGCUAUCUAAAAAGGAAUAAAACUCUUGAGACACUUCUUGCCCAGCUGGGUCCAACACUUGUUCACUUAAGUAUUAAAUGCUGCCACACAUCAGACACUAUAAGGGUAAGUGAUUCUGGAAUGCUCAGGAUAGACAGG